Darwinula stevensoni is the source of this 1450-nucleotide messenger RNA. The record is from the annotation of a GenBank genome assembly. NCBI's taxonomy places the organism in Eukaryota, Metazoa, Arthropoda, Ostracoda, Podocopida, Darwinulidae.
AUGGUAAUGUUGAAGGACUACAACAGUUUCCCGUUGGCCAGUCAGGCGAAUCUGUUUGGAGGCUUGGAAGAAGGCCUCCUAUCGGCACGGGCGGAAGCGUUAGCAGCUGUCGAUAUGAAACAGAGUCAGUCUGGCCUUUCUCAAUUCAAACACGACAUGAUGUAUCAUCACCAUCACCCUUCGAUGACCGGACAUCCGCCUCCAAACCAUCGGAGCCAUCAAAUGAGUCACGAGAUGGACGGACUACAGAUGUUGGACCCGAUCGGAUCCUCAUCGAUGGCGACUUUGGCUCCAAUGAGCGACGCAGCAGCGGCUGCAGCCGCUGCUUCCGUUACUUCUCAUUCUCAUCCUCAGUUCCAUAGCAGUAUGUACAGUCACCAAGCUAUGAACAGCAUGAUGGGCACCCAUCCCUCGUUGACACACCCUCAUGUCGCCAUGGGCAUGCAUGAUUCCGAGUCUGACCCCAGGGAACUGGAAGCCUUUGCCGAGAGAUUCAAGCAGAGGCGCAUCAAACUCGGUGUCACUCAAGCUGACGUUGGUCGAGCCCUAGCCAACCUAAAGCUUCCAGGAGUGGGAGCAUUGAGCCAAAGCACGAUCUGCAGGUUUGAAUCUCUGACGUUGAGUCAUAACAACAUGGUAGCACUGAAGCCGGUAUUAGCAGCCUGGUUGGAAGCGGCCGAAGCGGAAGCUCGUAGAAAAGAUCGAGAUCCUGAUGGCAAUUCCGUUCUCCCGGGGGGAGAAAAGAAACGGAAACGCACUUCCAUAGCGGCACCAGAGAAAAGAUCCCUGGAGGCAUAUUUUGCCGUCCAACCUCGACCAUCCGGCGAAAAGAUCGCUGCCAUCGCUGAGAAAUUGGACCUAAAGAAAAACGUCGUCCGUGUCUGGUUCUGCAAUCAACGACAGAAACAGAAGCGGAUGAAAUUCGCCGCUCAGCACUGAUCCCCUGCCCAUAUCUAUCACAGAUAUCAAUGCUCGUAUGAAACUGAUUAAAAUCAACCCGAUAUUACAGCCCUGGGCGAUACAUGCUGGGCUACACAAAGGUACCUGAAAAAGUGUGGCCGUAGCACAGACUAUGAGUGAGAGAGAAAGAGAGGCGCAGUGUUAAUCUGUGAUGCACAUGUACAUACAUAAUAUACGGUAAAAAAGGAAAAGAGAAAGAACGUUUGAAGAGGAAAGAAAAGGAUGUCACGAUUGAACCCGAUGCUCAAGACAUCUCACGUCGUCAACCUCUUUUGUGAUCGCAUUCCCCUCUGUCUGUCUAGUCAUGCUGCCUGCAUACAAGUGUCUUCACCAAUCAUAUUCAUUUCCUUUAUCCAUGGUGGGAUAUGUGCAAUGCAUUCCUCGUCAUUUCUCCCUCUUUUACAUUUCAAUGUGUCGACCUUGUACCCGAAGCCAAAGAGCACGAGAGGAAAUCAUGUACUGUACAGGUGACGAAUCGUGCAGUCCGGUC